GUGACUUGCCUUGCCAAUGAGCGUGCUCUUGAUUCUCAUCAAGUCAAAUUGUCGAUUUCAGAAAUGACGAAGACGUUCACUGCAGAGGAAGUUGCGAAACACACAUCGGCCGACAGUUGUUGGGUGGUGCUGUACGGCAAUGUAUAUGAUGUGACAGACUUCCUGCCCUCGCACCCGGGAGGCUCCAGGAUCAUCGUGCAACUAGCCGGCCGGGAUGCAACGGAGGAUUACGACCCAAUACACCCCCCCGGAACGCUGGAGGAGAACCUCAAGGCGGAAGCGAAGCUGGGUCGAAUUGAUCCCGAGACUCUAGACAAAGCGAGCUCUCCGGCGGCCAAAGGAGAGAAGAAGGACGACGACGCGGAUCCUCCGUUAGAGAGCCUGCUGAACCUCAACGAGCUCGAGGAACUGGCUCACAAGAAGAUCUCUAAGAAGGCAUGGGCAUACUACUACUCUGCCGGUGACGACCUCUGGUCUAAAGACUACAACAACCUCGUCUACCGAAAUAUCCUGCUCCGGCCACGUGUCUUCGUGGACUGCACCACCUGUGACCCGUCAACCACGCUCGUGGGGCAUAAAGUCGAUAUACCUCUCUUCGUAUCCCCCGCCGCCAUGGCCCGCCUCGCCCACCCAGACGGUGAACAAGCCAUCGCUCGCGCGGCAGCCAAGUUCGCUGCCAUGCAGGUGAUAUCCAACAACGCGUCCAUGACGCCCGAGCAGAUCGUGUCGGACGCCGCGCCGGGCCAAGUAUUUGGCUGGCAGUUAUAUGUGCAGAACGACAGGGCCAAGAGCGAGGCCAUGCUGAAGCGCAUCAAUAGCAUGAGGGACAAGUUCAAGUUCAUAUGCCUUACGCUUGACGCCCCUGUGCCCGGGAAGCGCGAGAUGGACGAGAAGUCCAACUUCGAGAACGCGGCGCCUGUCGCUUCGGCGGUCAACACGUCCGAUGAGGCGGCGAGGCCUGGGGGAGGCGGCGUGGGGCAGCAGCUUUUCUUCGGCACGGCGUCGGACUUGACGUGGAAGGUUACGCUGCCUUGGUUGGCGCAGCACACGGAUUUGCCGAUUGUGUUGAAGGGGCUGCAGACGCAUGAGGAUGCGUACUUGGCGGCGAAGUACGCGCCCCAGGUUAAGGCGGUUAUAUUGUCAAAUCAUGGGGGGCGGGAAUUGGACACGGCGCCACCGGCCGUGCAUACUCUGCUGGAGAUUAGGAAGUACUGUCCCGAGGUCUUUGAUAAGAUCGAGGUGUGGGUCGAUGGGGGUAUCAAGCGAGGGACUGAUGUCGUCAAGGCCCUGUGUCUAGGUGCCAGGGCUGUGGGGAUUGGGAGGGCGGCCUUGUAUGGGCUCGGGGCUGGCGGGCAGCAGGGUGUGGAACGCACCUUUGAGAUUCUCAAGGCUGAGAUCGAAACAUGCAUGAAGCUCCUGGGCGCAAAGAGCGUCAGCGAUCUAGGGCCUCAACACAUUAACUCGAGGAUGGUGGAGAGAGACAUAUACGAUGGGGAUGCAGGAUUGGACACGACUGGACUUUGGACGAAGUCGAAGCUGUAGAGAGGUAAAUUGCGUCAACUUGCAUCGAGUCAUAGCGAUGUUGAGAGAAAGUUGCAUAUUCAGAUGCCCUCGCAUGGGAUGAAAUUUGAAGAUCUGGGGUAGCGGUGUGUUGUAACACUGUAAAGAGAUGCCUGUGCAUACAUGUAGAAAGUUAUAUUAUUAUCAUCAUCAACCCGUCC
Messenger RNA from Pseudomassariella vexata, 1721 nucleotides. Its product is annotated as FMN-dependent dehydrogenase. Gene Ontology annotation, molecular function: oxidoreductase activity; heme binding. The record is from RefSeq and is a predicted model, not a curated record. Lineage: Eukaryota; Fungi; Ascomycota; Sordariomycetes; Amphisphaeriales; Pseudomassariaceae. The coding region runs from base 64 to 1542 and encodes 492 amino acids. The transcript has 5 exons.